AUGACGCUCGACGACUCCCGAACGACCGUCAAACGGCUUGCCAAACACUUGUUGACGCAGUUCGAGGCUCUCACCAAAGGAUACACAGGCAUGCUGCUGGCGCUGAUGAGCUCCUUCUUUUCCAGCGGCAUGGCGGUGACUGCUCGACUGCUGCAAAACGGAAACAACCCCGACGACGACUUCAACGCCUUCCAGAUUCUCUUUCUCAGAAUGUCACUCACCAUAGGAGUGGUGCUGUGGGGCCAGCACAAGGUGUAUGCCCGCAAAGUGAAGCAACAGGAGGAAAACCUGCCUCCACGACUGCAGUUCAUCACCGGAAUCCCCGAGGUCAGACACCUGCUGGUCAUUCGGGCCCUAUGUGGCUUUUUCGGGGUCUUUGGCCUCUACUACUCGCUCAACUACCUGGAACUGUCCGACGCCACAGUGCUCACGUUUCUGACUCCUGUGGCCACCUCUCUUCUGGCGUGGAUGUUCCUGGGCGAGAAAUUCACCCGAAGUAUGGCGCUCGGAGGCUUGGUCGCCUUCUGCGGAGUCAUUCUGAUUGCAAGACCGGUCUUCCUGUUCCAGCUCAUCACCGGCUCACGAGACACCAGCGGCGUGCGCCCCAUUGACCGCCUCCGCUCCAUUGGCUUCUCCAUGCUCGGAGUUCUCGGUGGAGGCUCCGCGUUUGUCGCCAUCCGAUCCAUAGGCGACAGAGCCCACCCGACAGUCAACGUGCAGUACUUUUCCACCUGGUGCUGGCUCAUCAGUCUGAUUGCGCUAGUCUACACCGGCAAGGGCAUCAGACUGCCGCACACAUGGAGCCAGGCCGCCUUCAUUGUCAUUCUCGCGCUCUGCGGCUUCAUGACCCAGCUGUGCAUGACUGGAGCGCUCACGAGAGAAAAGGCGGCCAAGGUGGCCAACAUUACGUACACUCAGAUUGUCUGGGCCUUGCUGUGGGACAAGGUGCUGUGGAACAACUGGCCAGACGUGUGGAGUGUGCUGGGAGGAGGCUUGAUCAUCGGCAGCGCCAUCUGGGUGGCCAUGAAGAAAGAUGUGACUGUCGCCACCGUAAACGAUAUCCCCGAAGUCGUCCCCACCACCCCCCAGGUGGACGAGUACCACGUCGACACUUCGUACUACUCCCCGGAUGAGGAGGCCGCUGUCGGAAUGCCUUUAACCCCAAUCUCCAAGAGGGAGGCCAAGGUGACCAUCAAGAGCACCGGCAAUGAUGAUGACCAUUUGAGACUAGACGCGGAAGAUGAGGAAAAGGAUGAGGACGACGACGACGACGGAGAGGAAGUGGGGUUGAUGCAUAAGCUCAAGUAG
This is a messenger RNA of Yarrowia lipolytica CLIB122, 1308 nucleotides long. RefSeq lists its product as uncharacterized. Gene Ontology annotation, cellular component: membrane. NCBI's taxonomy places the organism in Eukaryota, Fungi, Ascomycota, Dipodascomycetes, Dipodascales. The record is from RefSeq and is a predicted model, not a curated record.